AUGGCCUCACAAAAACACGUCGCGGAAUUCCCGCGCCAUGUUAUCCCCCGCCUAACUUGGAACAGCUCAUCACGCCCUUCCGUCACCAUUCACUAUCCCGCAUUCACAACCCAAAAACGACCACUCUCCCAAGGCUGGAGUCCUUUGAAACAAGCCAAUAAUACCGCAAACCCUCCCUCCCAAUAUUCCCGCCUCAUCUUCACACCUUCUCGGGGCUUCAUCUCUAGCGCUCUCGUUUCCCGACGUCCCUCACCCAAGCCGACAACCUUCACACAAACGAACCCUAUCCGACAUAAUGGUGUCUACGUCGCAACCUUCAACGUUGCUCGUCGCGCUUUCCAUGCGACCCCAGCUCGUCCCCGCGACCAUCACUUUGAUACUCUUAAAUUCGUGAAGCGCCUCCAGAACGAGGGCUUCAGCGAGGAACAGUCCGUAGCCAUGAUGCGGGUCCUCAAUGAUAUCAUUCAAGAGUCCAUCCAGAACUUGACCAGAACAAUGGUUCUUCGGGAAGACUCGGAACGAUCAACAUACACACAAAAGGUCGACUUUGCCAAACUUCGCUCGGAACUGCUCAAUGCGGACUCUACCGAGGCACAGUUGACCCGGUCUUCGCAUGAGAAGAUUGCUGCAGACCUCGCUAAGCUCAAUUCACGACUUCGUGACGAGAUCGGUCGCACGCAGGCCUCUGUCCGCUUAGAUUUGAACCUGGAGAAAGGUCGGAUUCGCGAAGAGGCGAAUGGCCAAGAGAUGCGCAUUAAGGAAACCGAAACGAGAAUUGAGCAGGAGGUAGCGGGUCUGAGAGAACGAGUCGAGGCUGUCAAGUUCUCAACCUUGCAGUGGCUUAUGGGUGUUUGCACCGGUACUGCGGCCCUUAUUCUUGGUGCCUGGCGCUUGUUUAUGUGA
Messenger RNA from Penicillium soppii, 903 nucleotides. RefSeq names its product CCDC90 family protein. The record is from RefSeq and is a predicted model, not a curated record. Gene Ontology annotation, cellular component: mitochondrion. The coding region runs from base 1 to 903 and encodes 300 amino acids. The transcript has 3 exons. Lineage: Eukaryota; Fungi; Ascomycota; Eurotiomycetes; Eurotiales; Aspergillaceae.